UCCAUUUCCAUAAGCUUGACAACUUAACAAGAGUGCAUUCUGAUCACCUAGUCAUGGCUCCCACCGCCAAGCUACUACUAGCCGACCUUGCAUCUUCAGGUGUAAAACAAAUUCCUUCCAACUACAUACGUCCCAUCUCCGACCGUCCGAAUCUCUCCGAUGUUCAGAUUUCGGAUGGCUCGAUUCCUCUAAUUGACCUUCAUGGCCUUAAUGGUCCCAACCACUCUACUAUAAUCGAACAAAUUGGCCAAGCAUGCCAAAGGGAUGGGUUCUUUCAGGUGAAGAAUCAUGGGAUACCAGAGGAAAUGAUCAGUAUCAUACUGAACAUAGCUACGCAGUUCUUCAAAUUGCCUGAAAGUGAAAGGUUAAAAAAUUACUCCGACGAUCCCACUAAGACAACCAGGUUGUCUACUAGUUUCAAUAUUAAGACAGAACAAGUUUCUAGCUGGAGAGAUUUCUUGAGACUUCAUUGUUAUCCUCUCGAAGAUUACAUACAUGAAUGGCCUAGCAAUCCUCCAUCAUUCAGGAAAGAUGUGGCUGAAUAUUGCACAAGCGUUAGAGGUCUAGUGUUGAGACUGCUUGAGGCCAUAUCCGAGAGCUUGGGUUUGGAAAGAGACUAUAUUGAUAAGAAAUUAGGUGGGCAUGGACAACAUAUGGCUAUGAACUACUAUGUGCUUAGCAAUGAUCGUUACAAGAGUGUGCUUCACCGAGCAGUUGUGAACAGUGAUAAAGAACGAAUAUCUAUACCGACGUUCUAUUGUCCUUCACCGGAUGCUGUCAUCGGGCCUCCAAAGGAGCUAGUCGACGACGAGCAUCCUGCAGUCUAUAGAGAUUUUACAUACGGUGAAUACUAUGAGAAGUUUUGGAACAAGGGACUUCUAGAAGAAUGCUGCUUGGACUUGUUCAAGCCUUCUAAUAAUACAACCUAG
Molecule: messenger RNA, 929 nt
Organism: Populus euphratica (Euphrates poplar)
Lineage: Eukaryota; Viridiplantae; Streptophyta; Magnoliopsida; Malpighiales; Salicaceae
Product: hyoscyamine 6-dioxygenase-like
Exons: 4
Coding region: 54-929 (291 amino acids)
Source: RefSeq, a predicted model, not a curated record